This is a messenger RNA of Lytechinus variegatus (green sea urchin), 1799 nucleotides long. It is a transcript of the gene pggt1b, whose product is annotated as geranylgeranyl transferase type-1 subunit beta-like. Bases 77 to 1186 code for a protein of 369 amino acids. The record is from RefSeq and is a predicted model, not a curated record. Lineage: Eukaryota; Metazoa; Echinodermata; Echinoidea; Temnopleuroida; Toxopneustidae. The transcript is spliced from 8 exons. Gene Ontology annotation, cellular component: CAAX-protein geranylgeranyltransferase complex. Gene Ontology annotation, molecular function: CAAX-protein geranylgeranyltransferase activity. Gene Ontology annotation, biological process: protein geranylgeranylation.
AAAUGUUUUAGAUAUUAAAGUCUCAAUCUGACUCCAGAAAUUUAAGGUGUCGGAGGUACCCUUAAAUGAGACGAAAAUGGAGGAAUAUGCAGAUUCCAAUGUUGGGGAGUAUAGUAAUUCAACCCUUUCACACAAACGUCAUGUGAAUUUUUUCAAGAUGUGUCUCCAAGUUCUGCCUCCGUCGUAUUCAUCUCUCGAUACCAGCAGACUAACGGUUGCUUUCUUUGCAUUGUCUGGUUUGGAUGUUCUUAAUGCUCUGGAUGUUAUUGAGAAAGAGAAGGAGGAAAUCAUCAACUGGAUAUACUCCCUUCAGGUAUUGCCAGAUCCUGACAAUACAGAUGAGUCAUUAUCAAGAUGUGGUUUCAGAGGAUCCUCCACCAUUGGCUUGUCUUUUAAUCCAUCUGAGAAAGACACUGCCACCUUUCAUCCCUAUGACUGGGGCCAUGUAGCGAUGACAUACACAGGCUUGGCGUCACUUCUUAUCUUAGGGGAUGAUAUGUCUCGGGUUAACAUGCCAGCCAUUGUUGCAGGUCUCAAGGCUCUACAGCUUGACGAUGGAAGUUUUUCAGCUCUAGAGAACGGGAGUGAGAAUGACAUGCGAUUUGUAUAUUGUGCCUGUUGCAUCAGUUACAUGCUGCAAGAUUGGAGUGGAAUCAACAAAGAAAAAGCUGUUCAGUUCAUUAGAAAUUCACUGACUCAUGAUUUUGGUAUAGGGCAAGGUCCAGGGCAAGAAUGUCAUGGUGGUACAACGUUUUGUGGGAUAGCUUCACUGGUGCUGAUGGAUCAGCUAGAACAUGCCUUCACAGAUAAACAGAUGGAUGGAAUCAAGAGGUGGUGUCUAUUCAGGCAACAGACUGGUUUCAACGGUCGACCAAACAAGAAGACAGAUACCUGCUAUUCUUUCUGGGUUGGAUCAACACUCAAGCUUUUAAAGAUUUUUGACAUGAUAGACUUCAGAUGGAACAGGAACUACAUCUUAUCCACUGAGGACACCAGCAUGGGAGGCUUCUCCAAGUGGCCAGACUUCCACCCCGACGCCCUACAUGCUUACCUUGGACUAUGUGGUUUAUCUAUGAUGGGUGAGGAGGGCUUGGCUCAAAUACACCCGGCUCUCAACAUCACCCAAAGGGCCGCAGACCAUCUACACAGUGUGCACACGAAAUGGAGGAACAGCUCUGAUUCGUGAUGAUUUACCCACCCACCCUCGCACAGGAUAUGAUAUGUUAUUGAAUUUAUCAAGUGAUAACUGACACUGCGACAUUGCCACAUGCUUUAUUACUGAACAGCUCCUCCACAGUGAAAAGAUCAGUAAUGUUAACUGUCAUCCUGGUGAAGGAGAGGCUAGAAGGGGCCAGAGGUGUAUGGGAGGAGCCAGAGGGUGUAGGAGGAGUCAGAGGGUGUAGGAGGGGCCAGAGUGUGUAUGUGGGGCCAGAAAGGCUAGUAGCCUAAAGUAUGCAUGCCCUUCCAGUUCUGGUCAUAUAAAACUCUUUUUCGUGAGGACUGAUUAAGAAUCACAGGGUAACAAAGUAACUUCUUGUGGGUUGUACUUUGUUAAACACCAUUAUGUACACUCGAUCAAACUACAGAACUGUAAUUUGGAUGAGAUUUUUUUAAAAAGGUACUUUUUAUAUUUCAAGUUAGUUCUAAGAAUGGUUCAAUUUACUCAUUGACUAGAUUUAGAAUGCAACUCAUUCCUAGGUUGCAAACAAGAAACAUUUAAUUAUUAGUGCUAGUUACUAGUGGGCAGUAAAAAAAAGAGAUUAAGCUGUAUCACAUUAAAAUUGAUAGAGCCUUUGUGG